UCUGAUUUCAAUUUUGUUUUAUCAAUUUCUAUCAUGGAUAAUAAUUCGUUAAUCGAUAGUGAAUCUGAUGGUAAAUUGUUUGACUGUGAAGGUAUGAGUGAUUGUAAUUAUAGUGAAACUUCAAGUUCAACUAGUGAAACAUCUAAAGUUGACAGAAUUGCUGAACUUAAUAGGAAGAUCGCUUCAAUUUCAAAGGAAACUCAAGCUUCUCGAGUUAAACACAGUGAAUUCAAACGAAAACUUGGAGGUGUAAUCGAAAGAUGCAAGCAAAUGGAAGAUAUUUAUGAGCAGAUUGGUGUUAAAAUGGAACCCAAAUUAAUUGUACUGGAAAAUGGGAUUUUAAAAGCUCAGCCAAUACUGUCCAGAGGCCAAACAUUGUUAAAAAAUUUACAAGAAUAUAUUGAAUAUGAGUCUAUUAAAUUGGAGCUUUUCAAUCUGGAAACAGAAGAGAUGGAAACUGAGAACAGUCCUGACAAUCUUACAAUUGAUUAUCCGUCGGAGGAACAAAUCAUGACAGAACUUAUGGAACGAGUUAGCCUUGAAAAUUCGAAUGCGAACGCGGCUGGAUACUUCAAUCUGAACGAAAAACAAUCAGAUUAUACAAAAUUAAUGGAAGGUGGAAUCAGACACUACAACGAAAUGCAUAAGAAAUUCUCUAGUUCUUAAUUGUAUUACUGAAUAUAUAACAAUUCCUGAUACUUAACCUUUUGAUGUGAAUUUUUGAUCAAAAUACCAUUUCAUUCAGCAAAUAAAAACACAAAAUGAUCUUUCAAA
Tetranychus urticae (two-spotted spider mite) is the source of this 774-nucleotide messenger RNA. RefSeq lists its product as uncharacterized. The record is from RefSeq and is a predicted model, not a curated record. Lineage: Eukaryota; Metazoa; Arthropoda; Arachnida; Trombidiformes; Tetranychidae.